Molecule: messenger RNA, 1824 nt
Organism: Paracoccidioides lutzii Pb01
Exons: 4
Coding region: 1-1824 (607 amino acids)
Biological process (GO): transmembrane transport
Molecular function (GO): transmembrane transporter activity
Source: RefSeq, a predicted model, not a curated record
AUGGGGGGUCCACGAGAAGAAAACAUAACCGAUAGCUCAUCCACACCACAGGAGCGUCAGAGCCCAGUGGUGGAGAAAACACUUCCAUGCGGCGGGCUAGCAGAAAUAAGAGCGCUGUGUACAGACGUACCAGUGACUCAAAGUGAAUAUUGGGAGCAGGAUGAUGGUAGCCUGAGGACUCCCACGGCAGAGAUCGUUUUGACAGAGGCACUGGAUAAUCCUCUGUCACAGAGGAAGAAAAUGGCCAAAAAGCAAAUAACUGCAGUCAUGGUUGCCCUCUGUUCGAUAAUAGCCACUGUUCUUCCCACGAUAGCGGGAGAGUUCAAGGCAACUAAGAGCAGUUAUUCAUGGAUGGCAUCAUCCUAUCUCCUCGGUAAUGCCUCGGUCAUUCCUCUCUGGGGGAAAUUGAGCGAUAUUUGGGGGCGCAAACCCAUUAUUAUGUGCGCAAACAUCCUGUUUCUCCUUGCGAGUUUGAUGUGCGCUCUGGCGCCGAAUACGGUAACUUUAAUUGCCGGGAGAGCAAUUCAAGGUAUUGGAGGAGGAGGCUUAAUUUUGCUUGGACAGAUUUGUGUGGGAGACUUGUUCAGUCAAAGAGAACGCCCGAUAUAUUACGCCAUGUUCGGAAUGACAUGGGCCAUUGCAGGCUCCAUAGGUCCUGUCGUGGGAGGAAUAUUCACAGAGAAAGUAACCUGGAGAUGGUGUUUUUAUAUCAACCUCCCAUUUGGCGGUUUCGCUUUAGCAACCCUCUUUAUUUGGCUCAAAAUUGAAACGCCCAAAACGCCUCUCCUUGCUGGCAUUCGCGCAAUCGAUUGGUUUGGAACUAUAACCAUCAUAGGCGGAACGCUGAUGUUCCUCUUCGGUCUCGAAUUUGGCGGGAUAUCCUUUCCCUGGAAUUCCGCAACAGUGAUCUGCCUCAUAAUAUUCGGUGCCGUCAUGAUGGGCAUCUUUGUCAUCAUCGAGCGCAAAGUAGCCAAGUACCCUGUGAUGCCCAUGGCUCUUUUCUCAGACACAAGCAACAUCUUCACCCUACUAGUAAACUGGUCGCACGGUUCUUCAUUUAUUGCGGGCGCAUUUUUUCUCCCGUUCUAUUUUCAAACCGUCCUCGGAGCAAGCCCCAUCAUGAGUGGUGUUUACCUUCUGCCACAAGUGGUCUUCCUAUCCAUCACUUCCUUCGCCAUAGGGUUCACGAUUCGCAAGACUGGCAUGUACGUUGAAUUCAUCAGACUGGGCAUGCUUGUCAUGACACUUGGCAACGGCCUGUACAUUGACCUCAAACCAUACACAUCCUGGCCACGCCUGAUCAUAUACCAACUCAUCACUGGCAUUGGGAUCGGCCCAAAUUUCCAAGCCCCUAUGCUAGCCCUGCAAUCACGGGUCCCGCAAUCGGAUGUAUCGACCGCAACAACAACGCAUGGGUUUAUCAGACAACUCUCAACCUCCUCCUCCAUCGUGUUGGGUGGAGUCGUCUAUCGAAACGUGCUCAAGCAAUCUGGACCAAAAUUAUUUGCUGCACUGGGUCCUGAACUUGCAGAGAAAUUACUCAGCAAUAGGGUCAGCAGCCGAACUCAUACUUUAAGAACUUUAACUGAGACGCAGCGACGGAUCGUACUGGACGUGCACAACGUUGCUUUCAGCCGUAUGUGGAUUUAUUACACAGUUAUUAGUGCGAUAGGAUGUUUGUGCAGUUUCUUCAUACGAAAGAAAGAACUGAGUCGGCAUCACGAAGUAACGAAAACUGGACUCGAAGCGCAAGAGGAUGCGAGAAAGGCACGGCUUACUGCUAAGCGUGAGUUGGAGGAGAAAAAGCAACAAGAUAAGGGGUAA